AUUCCCGCUUUUCCCAUGGCUGUGCCAAAGCUAGCAGCCAACGAGGGCUCCAAGCCGGGACCCUGGUUGGAGAAAAUCCUGGGGCAUCCAGCGGCACGGAGGGUGGGAACCAGAUGAGCCCCCGCCUCCGCGCACGGUGCCCACAGUCACACCCCGCCUUGGUCCACCUGUGCUUAAAAAAAAAAAAAAAAAAGGCCCUUCAUGCGGCCGCAGAGGGCUCUGAGGAGGCACGAGAUGAAGGCAGGGUCCGCGGAGAGGUGGCAAGCUGAAUUCUGAGAAGCCGCUCUGACCCUGACCCUGGCGUCGCCCCUCCGUGGUGCAGGUGGCACCGGAGUUGGACUCAAGCGGAGAGCCGCACGCGCAUCCCAGUCUCACCGAGCCUUCCUAGGAGGAAAUGCCAGGCCCGGGCGCCCCUACCCCAAGGCGGUGAUCCUGUGAAGCUCGGGCCACCUCAGGGUCCAGCGCCCUCAGAGAUGGAUGGUGUUGGCACCGAGGGACGAGGCCGUUCCCUCUCUUUGAUGAACGGAGAAGCUCCUGGAGUGGUUCCCUGCGCAGUCUCGGGGUCCCCAGGCCGUGAUGGGGUGAGCAGGGUGCGCGGCGUGGCCCGGGACACGAGACCGACCCGGAGCACCCCGGCGUGAGCGGCGGGAAGGAGGGCCCGCCGGGAGAUUUAUGGCCGCAGCCGGCCCCCUGCGCACCGAGCGCGUCUCGGUCCUUUCCCAGCCAAACAGUGGAGUGGAGGACCCGACCCCGGCUGGAGGAAGAGGCCAGGGCCGGAGGCGGGGCCGAGAGGAGCUGGAAUCCAUCGGGGCUGGGCCUGGCGCAUCAGUCCCAAUUCUGCCCGCCUUGCGCCCUGGUCUCGGUGGGGUGUGGGGCGCUGGCGCCGCGUCCCUGGUCUUCCAGGCAGGUCCGGGCAGCUCCUGGCUGGGUUGGCCGGACCUCGACUUGGCGCUGUAUCACGGCCGGGCCUGUCGCAGCGAGGGGACGGCGAACGUGGCUUUCCCGGGCACAGCCUCUCCGGGUUUUAGCCGCGCCCGCCAGACACGGGACCUGCGGAAACCGGCGCUUAAGACACCCAGCCACACGGCCUCUGAGCCGGCAGCAGAAGCUGGCAAUCCCUCAGGGGGUGCCCUUCACCGAGAUGCUAGUGGAGAGUGGGAGCUUCGGUCCCCACCUGGAAAGGCGGUUGGCGCGACGGGUGGAGUGACUCGGGUGGCCGCGCCAAGGGAAGGAUACUGGCUUUUUCUUCCCCCGCUGGGGGAGGGAUAAGGGGAGAACGUGUCCAAGCGGCCAGAAACACCAGAAUUUGGGAAGAACCAGGUUCAACGCCGAAUUGAGAGGCCGUGUGAUCGCAGGAGCUGCACCAGCCCGGUGUAGGGGGCCGAGCCUGCGCCAACAAAAGCGCGACAGGGGUGACGGCCGGGCUCAAGGUUGGCCUGUCCUUUGGUUUUAAAACAAAGAGGGAGAAUUUUGUCAGUUGGGAGGCGUCCAGGGAGCGGAGGCCGGAGCCAGCGGCCUAGGAACACAGGAAAGGCCUCGGCUCCGGUGGCCCAGGCUGGCCGCGGAGAAGCACGCUGGGCCAGGCCUCGGCUAGCCAGGGCAGAUUCUCCCGCAACUGCGGCUUGGGGCAACGAGGAAGACCACCCCCCCAGCCGAUUUUCUACCCAGUCAGUAAAACACACACACACACACACACACAGACACACACACACACACACGCACUUUCACUUAGUUGCGUCCACACAGUUUUUGGCCACCUAUCCCGCUGGGUAAACAAAAGUAUGAGGGUGUGGGGAGGGGAUGGAAUGGGGGUGGGGCGCGGAAGAUGGCGGCUGGACCUGAUGUCCUAUGGCCUGUGCCCUAUGGCCACGGCGCCCAGUCUUGGUUUUUACAUUUCAAUGUGGCCCGCCAGACUGGGGAGGGCGUUUCCCUGGACCCUGAAGCCUAGUUAGGGAUGUCCUAGAGGCUCCCCUUUACGAACGGGGGCAUCCGGGCUGCACCCACUACUACUUCGCUUGGGAUCGGUCCUCCGCCCCAAGAUGGCUCCCAGUCGCUGUUUACUCAGCGACUGCAGGGACACCAGGGCGCGGGGCCGAGGAGCGGGCGAAGAUCAGGGAGCGUACAGAUUAGCCGGGGCAGGCGGCCUCUCCGCGUGGCCCGCCCGCGCCCCCAAGCACGCGGCAGCCCUGGAAAACCGCGUGGGCAGGAUGCGUCCUGGCCGCCCCGCCUGGUGGCCAGGAACUGGGAGCCACCGCCACCACCGCGUCCCCAGGCCCUGCGCCCCCGGCCGGACUCCGGUGGCUGCAGGACCGCGCAAAAAUGGAGUGGGUGCCAGGGGCAGGUAUAGAAGGGCCAGUGCGAGGGGGCUGGGCGCAGAGGGGAGGGGACCUCCUCUGCCCCGAAUCGCGGGCCCUAAUGAAAUACCGGCUGGGUUCGUCACACCGCCGAGGCGCACACUUGAAAAAUGCAAACGCCAUUGGCAAAUCCAGGAAAAACAGGCAGAAUUUUUAUUAGCAACUAAAUGAUUUAUGGCACACGUACCCCGCCGUCACAAUUACGGCGUCUCGGAGCAUCCAGGGGGUGAAAACAUAAAACAUUUAUAAAAAUAGGCCUUUGUUUUUUUGUACUCCGCAAGCCUUUUGUUUUCCCCACCCCAACUCUCUCAAGAUAUACGUAUUUUUUCCUUGAGCUAUAUUAAAAUAAAGAAAAACAUUCCCCAAAUCCAGGGCGGGGUAAUGCGGUGGGGAAUUAGAAUCUGGGCUUGGAAUAUUGGUGGGUAAAGAGG
Molecule: messenger RNA, 2785 nt
Organism: Symphalangus syndactylus (siamang)
Lineage: Eukaryota; Metazoa; Chordata; Mammalia; Primates; Hylobatidae
Source: RefSeq, a predicted model, not a curated record